This is a messenger RNA of Debaryomyces hansenii CBS767, 1017 nucleotides long. RefSeq names its product Aox2p (gene AOX2). The transcript has a single exon. The coding region runs from base 1 to 1017 and encodes 338 amino acids. The record is from RefSeq and is a predicted model, not a curated record. Gene Ontology annotation, cellular component: mitochondrion. Gene Ontology annotation, molecular function: alternative oxidase activity. NCBI's taxonomy places the organism in Eukaryota, Fungi, Ascomycota, Pichiomycetes, Serinales, Debaryomycetaceae. Gene Ontology annotation, biological process: alternative respiration.
AUGUUGACAUUACAGAGAACUUUUGUACGUAGUACAAUUCCGUAUUCGAUUGGAUCGAUGAGGUUCAAUUCGUCGAUUCCAGGCACAUCGGCGAAGCAGAGUCCAUUUAAGAUUUCUACCACCUUGAUCAAGGAUUCCGACAGGGAAAAGCACGAUGAUAAACAGUUCAUUACUCAUCCAUUGUUCCCACAUCCAGAGUUUAAUGGAGAAGAAUGCGAGAGGGUACGGGUGGAGCAUAGAGAACCACAAUCUCGCGGGGACAGGAUUGCAUUUAAAGGAAUCCAGCUUGUUAGAGGAUCAUUUGACUUUGUGACAGGAUACAAAAAGCCUGCCAACGAACAGGAUAUACAGGAUGGAUUCAAGGGUACUAGGUACGAGAUGACGGAACCUAAGUGGUUGACCAGAUGCAUAUUCUUGGAAAGUAUUGCUGGGGUUCCAGGAAUGGUUGCAGCAUUCAUUAGACACUUGCACUCGCUCCGUCUUUUGAGAAGAGACAAAGCAUGGAUUGAAACGUUGUUGGAUGAGGCCUACAAUGAAAGAAUGCAUUUGUUGACAUUUAUCAAGCUUGGUAGACCAUCGUGGUUUACCAGACUGAUCAUCUAUAUCGGCCAGGGGGUAUUUUGCAAUUUAUUCUUCAUGUGCUACUUGAUCAACCCAAAAUACUGCCAUAGGUUCGUUGGUUACUUGGAAGAAGAAGCAGUUAGUACGUAUACCCAUUUGUUAGAAGAAUUAAAGAUGGGUAAGUUGAAGGAGUUUGACAAUAUUCAGAUCCCAGCCAUUAGUUGGCAAUACUGGCCUGAAUUGGAUGAAAAGUCUUCUUUUACUGACUUAAUUUUGAGAAUUAGGGCCGACGAAGCCAAACACAGGGAAGUCAACCAUACCUUAGCCAACUUAAACCAGAAGAGCGACAGAAACCCAUUUGCAUUAGAAAUUAAGGGUACCGAUAAGAAGCAACCAACCAAUGGCUUAGAAACUCACAAAGGUACUGGCUGGGACCGUGAUGAUUUAAUACUUUAA